Messenger RNA from Schistosoma turkestanicum, 727 nucleotides. NCBI's taxonomy places the organism in Eukaryota, Metazoa, Platyhelminthes, Trematoda, Strigeidida, Schistosomatidae. The record is from the annotation of a GenBank genome assembly.
GAUGUGGGCCUGAGGCUUAAUGUUAGAUUUCAUUUCAAGGCGAUCGGUUAUUUUAAUAAUGUCAUCUGAACCGGACGAGUUUACUUAUGACAAACUACUUGCUUUUGCAUCGAGGUACAACAGACGCUUACAACAGGAUAAACUUAGUCGACUACCAUUUUUGGACAGCGCAACCGGAAUAGCUCAAAGACCGUGCUUACUUUACCGCAACCAAAGAGAAAGAGAGGGAGGCUACCUAACUCAAGUGUAUCGAUAUCGUUCCCACAGAUGGAAGAAAAGCAAACGAACUGGUCAACUCCCUUCUUUCCUGUAUCAUGGCGAUUUGUUAAAUGGGGUUGCUAAAGUUGACCGUCCCAAUAUUGUCUCAGGAUUAGAUUCGUGUUCUAAGGAUGCGGAUGAUGAUAGUCGUAGUACUUGGGCUGCCUGCCCAGAAUACGAUAUGGAUUCUGAUGCAAGUGAUUUCGCAGAUGAGAAUUUCGGAGUUCGCAGACGUCGAAAAAAAGGUCGGACUCCACGCAUCAGCAGAUCUAACCAUUCUGGACCUGGUCGGCGACGUUCCAAUUAUUCUGCAUUCGAUGAUGACUCGAAUGAACGCCAGACAUCUUUACCAGUAUUUUUGUGUGAAUUUUGUGGCGUAAAAUACAGAUCUAGAGCCGGGCUAAACUACCACAUUAAUUCACAGCAUUCGGAGGUACGUGUAUUUACUUUCAUUACAAAUUUUUAUUAA